AUGGGUGAGACUGGAAUGAACGAGUACAGUGACGCAUUAGAUGAUGGAAAAUCCAUGGAUGAGGUUGAAACAUAUGUUCCAUUUGUUGUUAACGCCAUUAUACCAGCAAUUAAUGAACUUAUUGAGCUUGGGGCCAAAACGAUACUUGUCCCAGGAGCCCUACCAAUUGGAUGCUUCCCAAAAUUUUUAAAACUCUACCAAGGAUUUGAUAAGACCAAGUAUGAUAAUAUAACUGGAUGUCUACUCCAGUUAAACAAGCUUGCUGAGUACCACAAUGAAUUUCUCGUGAAAGAACUCAACAAAAUUCGAGAGUUGUAUCCCGAAGCAAAUCUCUUAUAUGCUGAUAUCUACAAUGCUGCCAUGCAAUUUUAUCGUUCUCCAAAAAAAUAUGGAUUCACAAAUGAAGUUUCAAAGGCAUGUUAUGAUUUUACAUGGGUGCUCCGUUUCAACGAUUCAGUAUCAUGGUGGGACUUAUCACCAACAAUAUGUGAUAAUCCGGAUACAUAUAUUUCAUGGGAUGGGUCACACUUAACAGAAGCAGCAUAUAAAAUUAUCUCAAAGAGUUUAUUGCAAGGGCCAUACACGGUGCCCCAAUUCUACUCCCCAUGCCUUACUUCAAUGUUAAAAGAGAUGGAUGUAUUAUCAAGUUUUAUGUAA
Messenger RNA from Lactuca virosa, 657 nucleotides. The record is from the annotation of a GenBank genome assembly. NCBI's taxonomy places the organism in Eukaryota, Viridiplantae, Streptophyta, Magnoliopsida, Asterales, Asteraceae.